Molecule: messenger RNA, 2544 nt
Organism: Chrysoperla carnea
Lineage: Eukaryota; Metazoa; Arthropoda; Insecta; Neuroptera; Chrysopidae
Gene: ScsbetaA
Product: succinate--CoA ligase [ADP-forming] subunit beta, mitochondrial
Exons: 5
Coding region: 246-1598 (450 amino acids)
Biological process (GO): tricarboxylic acid cycle; succinyl-CoA metabolic process
Cellular component (GO): mitochondrion; succinate-CoA ligase complex
Molecular function (GO): succinate-CoA ligase (ADP-forming) activity; ATP binding; metal ion binding
Source: RefSeq, a predicted model, not a curated record
UUAAUGUUGGAACGUAAAUUUAAAAAAAAUAAUCGUUUAGUUCGAACACACCGCUGUUCAUACGAAGUGGCCGUGGUGUAUAAUAAUAAUACAGUACAGUACUGUAACUAAACCUAAAUACUUUUGUUUUCUAAUGGUGUACUGUACUUUGCUGUAUACAUAACACAGAGUUUAGACAACGUAUAUAGAUUUUUUUUUUAAUUUGUAAAGUGGAACGAUCUGUCAGUUUUUGACUAUUGUUCAAAAUGGCAACUUUAUUAAGAAGAUUAAGUUUAGCUGAACAUCUUAUAAGAAAUAGUCAAAAAAUUAUCGGAAGUUCUGCUUUAGGAACUAAUUGGCAAAUUCAACAUCAACAAAAACGGAAUUUAAAUGUACAUGAAUAUGUAAGUUAUACAUUGCUUAAAGAAGCAAAUAUUCCAGUACCACCUUUUGGCAUUGCAAAAACGAAAGAAGAAGCAAAAAAAAUCGCAACUGAUUUAAAUACUAAUAAUUUGGUACUAAAAGCACAAGUACUUGCUGGCGGUAGAGGCUUAGGCAAAUUUAAGAAUGGUUUCAAAGGCGGUGUUCGUAUGGUUGAAACACCAGAAGAGGCUGCUGAAGUUGCCGAUAAAAUGCUUGGACAACUUUUAGUCACUAAACAAACUGGUGAAGCAGGUCGUAUUUGUAACUCAGUAAUGGUUACCGAACGGAAAUUCCCAAGAAAAGAGUACUACAUAGCUAUUAUGAUGGACAGAUCCUUUGGGGGUCCAGCAAUAAUUGCUAGUUCUCAAGGUGGUGUCAGUAUUGAAGAUGUUGCAAAAGAAAAUCCUGAAGCAAUUAUUUAUGAAAGAAUUGACAUCAUCAAAGGAUUAAAACGGGAACAAGCCGUUAAAGUAGCCGAGACCAUUGGUUUAACAAAAUUCAAAGAUCAAACUGCUGAUAACAUUAUGAGAAUGUACGAAUUAUUCAUUAAAACUGAUGCACUUUUAAUUGAAGUAAAUCCGUACGCGUACGAGGGCGAAGAUAAAUUCUUCUGUCUUGACGCAAAAUUCCGUUUUGAUGAUAAUGCCGAGUAUCGUCAACCCGAUAUAUGGAAAUACCGUGAUUUAACGCAAGAAGAUGCAAAAGAAGUUGCGGCAAGUCAAUUUAAUUUAAAUUAUAUUGCACUUGAUGGCAGUAUUGGAUGUUUGGUAAAUGGUGCUGGCCUCGCUAUGGCAACAAUGGAUAUCAUUAAAUUACAUGGUGGUUCACCAGCUAAUUUCCUUGACGUUGGUGGUGGUGCUACAGCUAAAGCUGUAAAGGAAGCAUUUAAAAUCAUUACAGCUGAUCAAAAUGUGCAUGCUAUCCUUGUAAAUAUAUUUGGUGGUAUUAUGCGGUGUGAUAUUAUUGCUGAAGGUAUUAUUGCUGCGGCAAAAGAACUCAACUUAAAGUUACCAAUUGUUUGUAGAUUACAGGGUACAAGUGUCGAUGAAGCAAAAGUAUUAAUAGGAUCAGCCGGUCUUAAAAUUUUACCAGUUGAUAAUUUAGAUGAAGCCGCUCGCUUAGUUGUCAAAUUAGCAAGUAUUGUCAGUCUUGCAAAGUCUGAAAAAUUGGAUAUUGAUUUCACAAUGCCAAUUUAAACAAAACAAAAAAUGUGUACUCAACAUAAGUUAUUGUGUAUAAUUAUUAAUUGUUCCAACAAAAUUUGUGUACCUAGUGAAAAUGCAAAAAAAUACAUAAAUUGAUUAUAUUAUUACGAAAAAAAAAGGAUUAAUAUAUGGUUCACACAAGUCGUUUUGAUGGAUAUAAUUUAUUAAUUUAUAAUUAACUGUUAAAUUAAAAACGAUACCUUUAUUGUUUAAUCUGCCUAUAUACAGGUAAAAAAAUUGUACUAAUUUUAAAAUUUAAGUUAAAAAUUUUAAAGAGAAGAGACUUUUUCUAUAAAAAUUUUGUAUUUUAUCUAUGUAAUAAAAUAGAAAGUUUUAAUCGAAAAUUUCUUAAUAUUUUUAUCGAGAAAGUUAUAUUUAUAAUUGAAAAUUGUUCUAUUCAAAAUGUGGCGUUACAACAUAUAUCAUUAAAUUAUUGUUUUCCCCCCUAUUGAUAGGAUAAUUAUGAGUUACCGAUCUGAUUUUAUUUUCCAACACUGCCCUCAGAAAUUGACCUCCAAAAUGAGAAUAAAUUGAGCUCUCAAAACAUUAUCGACUGGUUUCAUGGUAAAUUCAAAGUUGACCACUUGAAAGUGAGAGAAUUUGCUAACAAAUCAAAGUAACAUUAAAAAUCAUUAAAAUCGUAAUGAAAUUCGUCUUAAUUUUCAUUAGUUAAAAUUAUAAGCUGAGUGUUCAGGACUUAAUUUCAGCAUAGCUUAGGAUAUGUAAAUUGUUAACGUCACUAUUUCCUUACACCCUGUAACCAAUUAUGUGUCUCUCGUAAUUGAAAACACAAAAAUUUUAAAGUUCCCUAGAUAAUUAAACAUAGAAAAACUAUGAUCGGCUCUCAUCUAUAUUGUUAACUAACAAUUUUCAAUGUAUUAUUGUACAAUUGACUUGUACAGUUAUUAAAUUAUUAAAACUUUAUAUUAAACAAAAA